GCGCUCCUAGCGCGGAGAGGGGCGCCGGUGUCCGCCGCCAUGGGGCGGUACUCGGGGAAGACGUGUCGCCUCAUCUUCAUGCUGGUGCUGACCACCGGCUUCUUCGCGGCCGAGCUGGUGUCGGGCUACCUGGGCAACUCCAUCGCGCUGGUGUCCGACUCGUUCAACAUGCUGUCGGACCUCAUCUCGCUCUGCGUGGGGCUGUCCACCGGGCGCAUCGCCCGCCGCUCCCGCCGCGGCCCCCGCGCCACCUACGGCUACAGCCGGGCCGAGGCGGUGGGGGCCCUCAGCAACGCCGUCUUCCUCACCGCCCUCUGCUUCACCAUCUUCGUGGAAGCCGUGCUGCGCCUCGCCCGGCCCGAGCGCAUCGACGACGCCCAACUGGUGCUCAUCGUCGGUGCCUUGGGCCUGGCCGUCAACCUGGUGGGGCUACUCGUCUUCCAGGACUGGGCCGCCUGCUGCCGCCGCCGCCGCCCCAAGACCCCGACAGGGCGGGAGGUCGGGCCGUCGGACGGCACCACCGAAGCAGGUGAAUCACCUAAUGACCAAAAAAGCCCUGAGGAGGGGUCUGGGAGGAAAGUAGAAAAAAAGUCCGAAGCUUUGAACAUCAGAGGUGUUCUUUUGCACGUUAUGGGAGAUGCGCUUGGAUCUGUUGUUGUGGUAGUCGCUGCUACAAUCUUCCACGUGCUUCCUCUGGAGGCUAAUGCUCCCUGUAACUGGCAGUGCUACAUCGAUCCAAGCCUGACAAUAAUUAUGGUGUUCAUAAUCUUGUCUUCGGCGUUCCCACUUAUCAAAGAGACCUCAAUUAUUUUGUUGCAGAUGGUUCCCAAAGGUGUUAAUAUGCAACUACUGACUGACAGGCUAGCUCGCAUCCCAGGGGUUAGCAGUCUUCAUGAGGUGCAUGUGUGGGAGCUUGCAGGAGGCAAGAACAUUGCUACUCUUCAUGUCAAGUGCCAAACCCCUACUGAUUACCAAGAUGCUGCCUAUAAAAUCCGGAAGGUUUUCCAUGAAGCAGGGAUCCACUCUGUGACCAUCCAGCCCGAAUAUAUUGACCACAAGACCUCCAGUCUCCUGUGCAGCUCACCUUGUAUCUCAAAAGCUUGUGACUCUCAGCUCUGCUGCAGUCAACAGGAGGCACCGCUGGCUAAGACUAAUGGCUAUACUGAAAAAAAUGAUAGCUGCCUUUCUGCACAGCGUAAAGACAAUGGUUCAAGUAAAAGUGAUGUUGAAAUCCGUAUUGACUCUCCACUGACAGAGAAUAGUGUUAAAGACAUGAAAAAUGGCGAAGUGUCUGAUGACAAGUCACAGUUGAGCAGUACACGAUUUUAAACAAUUCUGUCUACUCUGCAAAGUGUUUUCAUAGAAUAAAGGUGUACAGGCAGGAAAGUGUCUCAGCAGUGGUUGUAGCGGAAGGUGGUAUGGCAAAAAUAUUUCUCUGCUUUAGCUGUAAACCAAAAUACACCUAAAAAGCUUGUAUCUGAGAUGAGGCUUAAUAUUUCCAUAAAAGGUGUUGCAUUCAUCUGAGAUUUUUUCUGAUACAGCCUAGCACAGUUCCUUAUCAAACUGUGUAUGUUCCUGUUGCUUGAGUGGGUGAGGUGUAUUGCUGUCUACCUUGAUGCUUGCAGUGUACGGCCAGUGCCACUGGGAAUGAAAAUGAACUGCUUCCUGAGAGCUCUGUAGCAAGUUGAUGAUUGUACUGGGCUGAAGUACUGUAUGUUUGUAAUGGACUUGAGUAGAGAUGUUUUACUGAUCCUCAGAACCCACUUUGCAUAGCCAGUACCUUGUGCUUCUGAAGCUUGUGAAUGAAACUAAGGGUGUCUGACUGAUGGAAGGGAGAGCACUCAGGAAUAGUUGGCUUGCAUUAUUUUCUUGCCUCCUGUAUUUAGGGGCGGAGCAGGAGAUGGUCUUGCUUCUCUAGCAGUGAUACUGGAACCUUAGCCUAAUCACAGAUACACGAUGCUAAAGAGCAUGCAUUGUGUCAUGAAAGUAAGAAAUUACUAGCCUUGUCUGUACUGAUUCUAGCAAAUGAAAAUGCAGGCAAUCAUCCAGUUAACUUUUGAUCUAGUUCACCGCUGUGAUUAUGCAACUCGGUUCUUACCCCUGCUCCUCCCAAACAACAGAAGUUAAAGCAGACACGACGUUAAUUCAUUAUUAUGUGGAGCAGUUGUGGUGUAUUUAAUUCUGAGCGUCUGUCCUUAUCUGUGCUGAAUAAAUAAGCUAAUAUGCCUAUUAUGAAUAGUUAAAAAUCUACAAUUCUAUUAUUAAGACACAAUUUUAUAUUCAUUGAGAAAUUCCAUUUAAAGUUUUAUAAAGCAGCAUUAUAACUUAGAGGGAGUUUUUUUAAUUUUGAAAAAUAUAUAAAUUGGGAGCUUUUCCUAUUUUAGUCUCAACUAUUUGGAAAAUUCUAAGCCCUCUCCUUGCCAAGAGGUUCAUUUUGAGGUAUUUGGUGAAGCAGUUCCACUGUCCUUUUGGCUUUUUUUUUUUUAAAGACGUGCAAGGCUGCUUUAAGGAAAACAAGAUGACAUGCCCAGUCACCAAAUGUUGGAUUUUGGUCAGGACUUCUAUCCAGGUUUUUGAGAGAGGGGGACCCACUACCUAAUCCACACUGAGUGCAGUUCUUAGACUCCAGAAGCUUUCAAAUAAUUUCUUCUUGCUAUUGAAAGCAGCUUUUCAGUGCUCCAUGUGGCCUGGACAGGCUAUUUAGCUAGCUAUUCAUGGAGACACCUUUAUAAAAUAGUGGUGUCUUUAACUCAGGGACAGCUUAGUAGAAAGGGCAAAUCGAUUUCCUGCUGGGCUGGGAAAAUACCAGGGCCUCCUUGUAAGGCUGGCUUGGAAGCAGACAGCUCCUUAAUAAGGAAGAUUACAUGAAAUCAACACAUAGCAGGGUAUUUUGCUGCUUGGAAAAUUGUAUUACUGGAGCAGUGUGUUAACAGUUUGAAUAGCACACUUCUAGGUUUGUAUUUACCCCUUUUGAGCAGUUCCUGGCUGAAUUAAUGUAUUUAUAGCCCUUUUAUGGUAGGUUUGAAUUAUAAAAAUUGAACUAUAUCCUAAUACCAUUGAUCCUCCAUUCUGUUUGAUCCCGUUGGCGGGAUUUUGCUUUGCAGCUCUUGUGCAAAUUGAUGAAAAUCAGGAAGCAUUUCAAGAACUGCUCUGUCCUUUGAGAGCAUGCGGAAUGAAGUAAGACAGCCCUUACUUCUGGUUUCUUGUCCUUGUUUUCAUCUGUGAUGAUGUCUAAAUGGAGGGGCUUAGAUCUCAAUAACAAAGGCAUUUAUAGAUUUAUUUUCUGAGAACUGGAAUAGAAGGCUCCCAAAAUAUCAACAAAAUCUGUGCAGGAAUUUACAGCUCAGAUACCCUCUAAAGCAAGCACCCUUUCUUAAUUAUGCAUUUGUCUCUUAAAUCAGGUAAUCUUUUUAUAUACACAUUUUAUUAAAUGGUUUGAAGAUGGAGAGUCAGUAUUGUUUUACUCUGGAAUUAGAGAGGGUGAGCAUGUGUAAUGUUGGGCAUUUGACAAAAUGGACCAUUUUUUCAUUAUCUUUCCAGUGUUUCUUAAAACAGUGGUUAUCUAUUUUUUAAGUUUUUGAAGUUUGUAACCUGAAAAUACAAUGAAGUAACAUUCUUAAACAAUUUUUCUUGUCUGGUUGAAUGUACUGUAAAUAAAUAGGAAAAUACCAAGGACUGUAGAAAUCUUCAGGUCUAGAAAACAAGCAGAUUAAAAAACAUAAACGAAACAGUUUUAUUAGCAAGCGAAAUCAACAGAGCUAUGUUGCUGAUGAGGCGACCCUUGCUUUUUUCAUGCAGGGGCUGUCAGGGUACCCAGCAAAGGAUUUGACCUGGUAUCCCUGCCUUCCUUUCAGCCCAGCAACAGAAUAUUUGUCUCCUGUUUUAAACAUAGGAUAGCUAGGCUCUGCUGGGCGGUCCCUUUCUGUUUUGAUAGAUGACAUCAUUCCAAUCAGUGUGUAUUUUGUAUUGGCUAAUUUCCCUUAAUUUCUUGGCAUUCCAAUUCUCUUGAAGUAUGCUUACCUCAUUUUGAAGUACAAUACACUUCAGUAUUUGCACUUAUUUAUGGGCACUUAUUCUAAAUUCAGCUUUGUAGCGUAUUGCAUUGUCAUAAAUUCUCCUACUGUAAAUUCAAUUACUGUUUUUCUUCAGUAACUCUCCAAAGUGCAAAUCUUGCCUUUGCUCUUCUCUGUCAAGAAAAAUAAUAUGGCCUUUUUUUUUUUAGCAGUGUUGUCUUUUUUUCAACCAAGUUUUCAGUCACUUUUCUGUCCUUUCAGAUCCUUUUCUUGACUUGUAACUAAACCAUUUUUUUCCUUCUCUUCAUGUUCUUAUUCUUUAUCUUUACAAUAAAAGUAGAUCAAUUUUGCUAUCCUUCUGGUCAUGGACAUGUACCUAUAAUAUGAUUUAUAAAUACCUCUUUUAUGUACUGGUUUAAUUUUUGCACUUCACUUUAUACAAGUACACCCACUUUGAUUUUGCUGUGUGAAGUACUUUAUCAUUGCAAACUGAUUGUUGACCUUGUUUAGUUCUUCCUAUGCUUUCAUUUUCUCCUACCCUACUUUAAUGCUUUCCUUCCUGAGUGUUCCCUUUUAUUCGGAAGCCAACGUCUGUGGAUCGAUGACUUGAUGUGAGCUGUUCCAAGGAAUAUUUCAUGUCCUUUGGUCUGUGUAGAAGUGUGUUGUCUAAUGAGUCAUCUGAUUGAGAUUAUUUAUAUUUAAAUUCCCCUGCACUCCACUUGAAACAUCUUUUUAAAGAAAGUUGAUUUCUGAACCUGAGAAGGUAUAAUGAAAUCAGUGGUGUCCAUCAGUCUUUCAUUAACACCUUAGGGGAAAACUUGGAUCUCUCAUUAGAAAGCGAGUAAAGGGGACAAUUCUGAAAAGGUAAUCCAAGCACGAUGGAGAUUUCUAUAGGUUUUUCUUAUUCUGCUGUACAGUGGGAACAGUUUCUGUUAAAUAUUUUAUUUAAAUAGUGAUACCUUGGUUUGAGGAUGUCACUCUAUGAAGUUGUUACACUUAUGGAGUUAUGUUGCUUAAAACUUCUUCCAGUUUUUCUGUUCAUGAUGUGAUUUAAAUAACGUGCCAAAAUGUAAUUUCCAUGAUUGCUUAAUCAAUGAGUUGUAAAUCUUGCUAUGGUUUUAUUAACUGUUAGUGAAAAACUUAAAGUUUUAUGUACAGUUAUAUUUUUUUCCAAAAUGAAGUUUGAAUGUGUUGUAA
Numida meleagris (helmeted guineafowl) is the source of this 5210-nucleotide messenger RNA. It is a transcript of the gene SLC30A10, whose product is annotated as solute carrier family 30 member 10. NCBI's taxonomy places the organism in Eukaryota, Metazoa, Chordata, Aves, Galliformes, Numididae. The transcript has 4 exons. The record is from RefSeq and is a predicted model, not a curated record. Gene Ontology annotation, biological process: manganese ion transport; intracellular zinc ion homeostasis; detoxification of zinc ion. Gene Ontology annotation, cellular component: membrane. Gene Ontology annotation, molecular function: zinc ion transmembrane transporter activity. The coding region runs from base 40 to 1329 and encodes 429 amino acids.